This is a messenger RNA of Aspergillus calidoustus, 840 nucleotides long. NCBI's taxonomy places the organism in Eukaryota, Fungi, Ascomycota, Eurotiomycetes, Eurotiales, Aspergillaceae. The record is from the annotation of a GenBank genome assembly.
AUGCCCGACCGACCUUUGACUAACGCACCUCCGUCAAUGGAUCCCGGGGAGCUGUCCAGCGGUCCCGGCGGCAACUUCGACACUAUUUGUGAUGUUACUACUUGGGAUAUUAUCAAGCUUGGUCAGCAGCUAGGAAAUGACACUCGCUCGCAUCAACCUGUCAGACAAGUGAUCGCGAUUCAGACUCGCACGGGGAACUAUCAAAGAGAGGUUUUAAUAUCGGAAAAUGCCAUCAUCGAUCGUCUUAUCUCGGCGGCACAACUAUUGGCACCUGUGAUGCGACGGAUAGAGGACGAGGUAGUCCGCCUUUCACUCGCCCCAGCCAUGUUCCUAAUGAAGGCAAUUCCUUUCAUCGAUCUUACAGACAGCCAUGCUUCAAGUAUGCUUCAGAGAGCCCCUACUACAGGCAUUUCAACCUCUGAUAUACUGGAACCCUCCAACCUGGUAGAGGCAACUCCUGUCCGCCCGAAUCCCGUGCCUGCUCGGACACGACACUUGUCGGACUCUCGUUCAAACGUUGAAGCCUCCAUUCCGAACCACGUGAUGUACGAACAUCUGGAACAUUUGGAUCACGAUUAUUACGAGCACAUUGACACGAUUCCGAAUACCCCUGUUUCAACGUCGGGUAGUGCCGCGGGUGAUAAUGUGCAAGAAGAUGUGGUACACAGCAGGGGGCAAUAUGUUCAGCAACGGCGCAUGCUAGAGCCUUCUAUUCCACAAAAGCGGAAGCGAUAUGCUACAAUAGAGACCUCGAUACUUGUCUUUUCAGCUGUGGGCAUGUAUGUUGCGGCGAAUGUGCUGAAAAAAUUGACCGAUGCCCUACGUGCAGAGAGGAGAUAA